AUGGUUACCCAUCAGUAUCGUCUGGCUAGUUCAGUUAUCGAUGAUGAUAAUAAUCGUACGAAACAGCCUCGACGAACAGUAAAUGAUGGUCAAACAAACACGAAUACAGUGUUUUUGUCCGGCAAGAAGAAAACUGGAAAAGUUUCUGGACCGGUUUCGUCUACACCACGGUGGUGGCUUGUCGUACCCUGUUUAAUAUUAAUUACAUUGGCUUCCGCGCCUGAUCUUCUGAUUCUGAACGAUUUUAUUGUGCGUCGGUACGAACGGCAGUAUGGGCUCGAUGUUUCGGACAGAUCACAAAGAACUACAUGUCAUCAAUCAUCGACUUCGACACCUGACUAUUGGUAUCUUCAUGAAUAUUCGUCUGCUGGAACUGAUUAUAACAUAGUACAGCAAAACGCCGCAAAAUUCAAUGUGAAAAAUUCAUUUGCCACACUUAUACCAUCUCUAUUUGCCAUUGUUUUGCUCGGUUCGAAUUGUGACACCAUUGGCCGACGACCAUUACUUUUCUUACCAUUCACAGGUAAAGUAGUUCGAUAUUCACUGAUGUUAAUUAUCAUAGCGCACGAUCUUCCUGACGGGUGGCUAAUGGUUGCUCACGCAUGUGAAGCCUUAUUUGGUUCAUUUGGAAUCGUUAUGUUGAGUGCACUUGCUUACAUCACCGAUUGUACACAUGAGUCGAAGAGAACUCGACCAUUCUUGAUAGCUGAGGUGGUCACGCUAGUAGCUCGUGUUGUACCAGUUCUUGCCGUUGGUUUAUGGUUACAACAUUUUCUUUAUACUAUUCCAACAAGCGUCUGUCUUGGUCUAAGUGUUAUUGGCAUGCUCUACGUACUGUUUAUACAACCCGAAUCUGUACAAAACAUGCGCAACAAGUCUCUCAUUCUGCAAAUCACAUCUAUCCGUCUUCAACCAAUAAUUCAUUGUAUCCAAGUAUUUCUUACCAAACGUCCGGGCCACAAUCAACAACACCUGCUUCUAAUCAGCAUCACUAACAUUCUUCUUUUGCUUAUGUUAUUUGGUUACAUGUCUAUGUUUUCUCUUUUUGCCUAUGGACGUCCGUUUUGUAUGAAUGCACUUGACGUUGGUUUGCUUGCUACAACUCAUGCGAUCAGUGCCUGCUUAUUCACUCUUAUAAUCAGCUUGCUUGGAAAACAACAGUUGGACAAGUCCUAUUCUUUGCCCAUUAUUGGCUUGCUUGCCCUCGUCGGUGAUCUCCUUCUCUUUGGAUUGGCUAAGUCAAACUGGUUGCUCUACAUGGGUGCAUUCAUUGGAAGUUUCUUUUUUAUUACGAUGCCGAUACUAAGAUCUAAAUUGAGCAGACUCGUCGAGCCACAUGAAUAUGCCAUUGUUUUCAUUGCUGCAGCAUUCAUUGAAGCAGGUGGUGAUAAAGCGAUGGAGGCCGUGUCGAAUGCCAUCUACAAUGCAUCACUGCACUUCUUACCUGGACUUGUAUUUCUUGUCCUAGCUCUACUCGGUCUUUUUCCAUUACUUAUUAUGAGCUAUCUGGCUUUUUCCGAAAAGAAGACAAUACCGAUAAUAUCAACCAUUAACAAUAUAAAAGUAUAA
This is a messenger RNA of Adineta ricciae, 1569 nucleotides long. NCBI's taxonomy places the organism in Eukaryota, Metazoa, Rotifera, Eurotatoria, Adinetida, Adinetidae. The record is from the annotation of a GenBank genome assembly.